Cimex lectularius (bed bug) is the source of this 559-nucleotide messenger RNA. Its product is annotated as zinc finger HIT domain-containing protein 3. Gene Ontology annotation, molecular function: protein binding. The transcript is spliced from 3 exons. NCBI's taxonomy places the organism in Eukaryota, Metazoa, Arthropoda, Insecta, Hemiptera, Cimicidae. Bases 59 to 442 code for a protein of 127 amino acids. The record is from RefSeq and is a predicted model, not a curated record.
UAACAUAAAUUGUUAUUUCUUUGUGUUUUUCUUUGUAAGUGUUGAUCAUGUGCUCAACAUGAAAAUUUGCAUAGUGUGCUCAAAAGAGGAUUCUUUGUAUAAAUGCCCAAAGUGUCUGUCUCCAUAUUGUACAUCAUGUUGUUUUAAGAAGCACAAGUCGGAUGGCUGUGAGGAAGCAAAGAAGAUCGUUUGUCCAGAACCACCCAGAAAAAAGUACAAACACUUCACAGAAGACACAGUACCGAUUGAAAAACUCGAACUACUGAAAACCAACAAGAAACUCCUGGAGAUAUUGGAAAACCAUCAUCUUAGGCGUAUAAUGGAAGAUAUCGACAACGCGAGGAGUACAGAGGACAGCAAGCGUCUCAUACAAGACGCAAUGGUCGAACCGAUUUUCGUCGAGUUCGCCGAUGAAUGCCUACGAGUCGUCGAGGAUGUAUGAUUUCCCAACACUGAAAGUCUUAAAGUGUGUGAUUGUAAUUAAGUUUAUAUAUAACUGUGAUCAUUAGAAUUGUAUUUGACAAACUUUUUCUGUACAAAUAAAUGUUUCUUAAAUGUC